Messenger RNA from Hibiscus syriacus, 426 nucleotides. RefSeq lists its product as uncharacterized. Bases 1 to 426 code for a protein of 141 amino acids. NCBI's taxonomy places the organism in Eukaryota, Viridiplantae, Streptophyta, Magnoliopsida, Malvales, Malvaceae. The record is from RefSeq and is a predicted model, not a curated record. The transcript has 2 exons.
AUGGCUCCAUUUGAAGCGUUGUAUGGGCAUAAUUGUCAUACUCCUUUGUAUUGGAUCAAGUUGAGUGAAAGGCGUGUUGUUGGCCCAAAUUUAAAUCAAGAGGUUGAGGAGAAGGUUAAAUUGAUUAAGGAUAUGUUGAAAUCAUCUUUUGAUAGGUUGCCGUUUGAUCUCGAGCCUAUUCACGAUGUGUUUUAUGUGCCGAUGUUGCGUAGAUAUAGGUGGGACCCUUUUCAUGUUGUUUUGAUAAACGAGGUUGAGGUUCAAGAGGAUAUUUCUUAUGAAGAAGAGCUGGUUAAGAUCUUGGCUAGUGAUGUGAAGGUUCUUCGAAACAAUUCCAUUUCGCUGGUGAAAGUGUUGUGGCGUAACCACAAUAUUGAGGAAGUGACUUGGGAGAUAGAAGAGUCGAUGAGAGCCCCGUCAAUGUAA